AUGUCAGGCCCUCUUAUCGGAACCCACAGCGGCCACUUCCACGCCGACGAGGCCCUGGCCGUCUACCUGUUGCGCCUGCUUCCCACCUACUCCAACAGCACUCUCGUCCGCACCCGCGACCCCGAAAAGCUCGCUCCCUGUCACACCGUCGUCGAUGUCGGUGGUGUUUACGAUGACGAGGCCAAGCGCUACGACCACCACCAGCGCGAGUUCACCACCACUUUCCCCAACCACUCGACCAAGCUCUCGUCUGCCGGUCUCGUCUACAUGCACUACGGCAAGGAUAUCAUCUGCGCCUGCACCGGUCUCGCCAAGGACUCGUCCGACGCCGAGCUGCUCUACCAGAAGCUGUACGACGACUUUGUCGAGGCAUUUGAUGCCAAUGACAACGGCGUCUCUGCCUACGACCCUAACGCCCUCCGCAAGGCCGGCAUCGAGAAGAAGUUCUCCGACCGCGGAUUCAGCAUCGCUUCGGUUGUCAACCGCCUCAACUACUCGCACCCCUCUCCCGUCGCCGUAGCCAAGCAUUCUCUCAGCACCGAGGGUGUCAGCACCGAAGGCGGCAUCUCCGUCCCUCUGACCUCCGAUGGCACCACAAAAUCGCCCGUCGAAGCACAAGCCGAGGAGGACGAGCGUUUCCUCAAGGCCUCGCAGUUCUGCGGUGACCAGUUCAUCUCUGAAUUGAUGGACAAGUUCCACUCAUGGUUGCCUGCUCGUGCCGUCGUCAAGCAAGCCUUUGGCGAUCGCUUCAAGUACGACGACAAGGGCCGUAUCAUGGUUGUUCCCCACCGUCCCGAGGGCUGCCCUUGGGCCGACCACCUCUACGCCCUGGAGAAGGAGACCUCCACCGAGGGUUCAGUCCUUUACGUCCUGUUCGCUGAGAGCGGCGAGGCCGACAGCAAGUGGCGCAUUCGCUCCGUCAGCCGCGAGUCCGGCAGCUUCGAGAACCGCAAGGAUAUGCCCGAUGCCUGGAAGGGUGUCAGAGAUGAGGAGCUGAGCAAGGUCUCCGGUGUCCCUGGCGGUGUCUUUGUCCACGCCUCUGGCUUCAUCGGCGGCAACAAGACCUUUGAGGGUGUCCUCGAGAUGGCCAAGAAGUCUGCCGACGCAUAG
This is a messenger RNA of Aureobasidium uvarum, 1110 nucleotides long. NCBI's taxonomy places the organism in Eukaryota, Fungi, Ascomycota, Dothideomycetes, Dothideales, Saccotheciaceae. The record is from the annotation of a GenBank genome assembly.